Molecule: messenger RNA, 372 nt
Organism: Ostertagia ostertagi
Lineage: Eukaryota; Metazoa; Nematoda; Chromadorea; Rhabditida; Trichostrongylidae
Source: the annotation of a GenBank genome assembly
AUGACCACUACCGUAAAGCAGGCCAGCAAUGGUGUGAACCCGGUGGUUAGCAGUGAAAUGUCCCUCAAGAACGCCAUCGUUAAAAUGACGGAAUACGGUUUUGGUGCCGUUACCGUAACCAAUGAUGAUGGCUCUGCAAAGGGUGUCUUCACCGAUGGCGAUAUCCGCCGCUUACUCGUAAGUGAUGGAGAGCAUAUCCUGGAUAAGAAAAUGGGCGAGAUGGAGUACAAAGCCCCGAUCAGCAUUGAAAGCAGUGUACUGUUGAACGAUGCAGCAGCUAUCUUCAAGAAAACAAAUGUAGAUACCAUCCUGAUCACGGAAGGCGGCAAACCAGUAGGUAUGCUGGAUAUCCAGGACCUGGAAAAAGAAUAA